AUGGCGACCAUGCUCGACUCGAGGGACACGAGCAGCAGAUCGCUGCGGGUCCAGCUGACCUCGCAACCCCAGGGCAGUUCUGCAGAGCGUUUUGGAUACGAGCCCCCGGCACGUGUAGCCUAUCCGCCGCUCGUCGAGUUCAUCAGAGCGCAUGCUUUCAAUGCAUUUAUAUUCGUGGUGUUUGCAGGGACUGCAAUCUGGAUUGGUGUGGCAUGGGUCCAGCUGGCUGACGAUAGCAUGGCCAAGAAGAGCCCGAGUGGUCUACCUGCUGAAUUGAUUCCGCUCAUCAAGCUGCUUUCCGUGCCUCUGGUUUGUCUUCUUUUCACGUGGUUUCAUGUCUGGCUGGCCUUGCAGAUGAUGUUCUUUCCGAUCCAGUUCGUCGGAUGCCCUCGACACCCUAUUGUUCCUACCUGGCUUGGGCUUCCCAUAAAUGGAUGGCAGGGCAUUGUGCCACGAAAAGCCGAUGUCAUGGCACGACGAGCUUGCGCACGGAUGAUUGGAAACAUCGUCACAGUCGAGGAGUUCAUGGACCGGAUUGAGCCCCAGCACUUCUUCGAUGCUUUAGAGGAUCUCAUGGGUGGCCUUUGUUUUCAGGUUUUGGAAAAAAUCAUGCGGAAACGUUUGCCGACCGUCUGGUCUGCCCUUCCCAGCUCUGUCCAGCACGAGCUGAAGCUAAAAGUACUCGAGGACACCAAGCAGAGCUUUGGACAGGCCAUGGUGGACUUAAAGACGAACAUCAGUUCUAUUCUCGAUUUGCAAGCGAUGGCUGUUGAGACCUUCGUCAACAACCCACGUAUGAUGGUAGAUAUGUUCAGAUCUGUGGCGUUGAAGGAGCUGGUCUUCAUCCAACGCGUCGCAGCAGUGAUGGGGUUCGUCCUGGGGUUAGUUCAGGUAGUUUUCUACGUCAUGUUGAAAGACUACCCGGGAAUGGACUACGUCAUGCUACCUGUGUCUGGGCUGAUCAUAGGGUAUUACACGAACUUGUUGGCGCUGAAGAUGACUUUUCGUCCAGUAUGGCCUCACCAGUACUGCAAUGGCAGAAUCAUUGUGCAGGGGGUCUUCUUGAAACGCCAACGCGAGGCAUCGCAGAAGAUGGCAGAGCUGAUCUGCAGGAACGUAGUGGAUGCGAGAGCAAUGCUCAACUACAUGUUGCGAUCUCCGUCGUCCACGGGAGUGGAAAAGGUUUUAGACAUUUAUCGGAGCCAUGUCGGCCGCUCCGUCGACAAGAGCAUGGGCAUAGCCAAAAACAUGGCAAUGGUUGCCCCUACACUUGGUUUGCAGAUUGACGAGAUGAAACAAGAUGUGAUUGAUUUUUCGUUGGAGCUAUUGCCACAGCAUUCGAGGGCGAUUGAAGACUACAUGGACAGAACGAUGAAAGUGCAGGAGACUCUUACAUGGCGCCUUUCGCGCAUUUCGCCACCUGAGUUUGAAAGCAUAAUUCAUCCGAUCUUUCAGGAUGAUGAGUGGAUUCUGUUGUUGGUGGGUGGUAUUCUGGGCGUUGUCAUCGGCUUGCUACAGGCCUGGGCAUUGCAGGCGCUUUGA
Symbiodinium natans is the source of this 1542-nucleotide messenger RNA. The record is from the annotation of a GenBank genome assembly. NCBI's taxonomy places the organism in Eukaryota, Dinophyceae, Suessiales, Symbiodiniaceae.